CUUUCAAGAAAAUUGGGAGUUUAAAAACAUAAGAUGGAAAUGUUGUUUCUAUUAAUAAACUUAGUCUUGUUUUCUGGAUUCAAUACACUUCCAGUAAACGAUGAUGAUUCGGACGUAAUAAUUGUGGAUGCUCUCUUAGAAAACAGCAUCGAUGGUGAUGAUUCUGUUAUAGAUAUAUCUAGUUUGGGACCAGAGGCAUUCGGAACUCCGAAAAAUGAAAGUGGUGACACGGUUGCGCAAUGGACAGAGUCGUCGCUCAUGAAUCCCGAGGAAAUGGGAGGAUAUGCGGAAGGUGAUAUUCUAAUGCCGCAAUUUGCGAAGAACGGUGUUCGUGAACAAACAUCAAGAUGGCCAGAUGGCAUUGUACCAUACAAAAUUGCAGGAUCAUUCAGCAAAGACCAGCGUGACAUGAUCAUGAAAGCCAUAGCGGACUACCAUCGGCUUACCUGUCUCCGCUUCGUGCCUUACAGCGGGCAAACAGAUUACAUUUACGUAACGAACACUAACACGGGCUGUUGGUCCAGUGUAGGGCGGCUUGGUGGGCGUCAAGAGUUAAACCUGCAAGCGCCAGGCUGUGUGAGUAAGAAGGGCACUGUACUGCAUGAGUUUCUGCAUGCUGUCGGAUUUUUGCACGAGCAAAGUCGACCGGAGAGGGACGACUUUGUCACCAUACAAUAUGGCAACAUCAAAUCCGGUGCAGAAAAUAAUUUCAAGAAGGCAGAUUCUAAGCGCACAGAUGACUACGGGGUAUCCUAUGAUUACAACAGCGUAAUGCAUUAUUCUGAGUAUGCUUUCUCUAAAAAUUCGCAGAAGACCAUUGUUCCCAAGAUUAAAGACGUAAAACUUGGUCAGCGAGAGGGACUCAGCCGUGGGGACGUAAAAAAACUUAACAACAUGUAUAAUUGUAAAAAAGAAGAGCCUACAUCUACAACUUCAUCUGGAUGGGUUGGCCAAAUAUGGCAUAAUUUUUUCGGAUCUAAGUCACGAAGAUCGAUCAUGGUUUAAAAACCUCUUAUAUUUUUUACAUUGAUGUCUUUGCUCUGUAACCUAGUCUGUAUAAUAUAAUUAUAUUAAGUAGGUAGU
This is a messenger RNA of Maniola jurtina (meadow brown), 1083 nucleotides long. RefSeq names its product zinc metalloproteinase nas-14-like. The coding region runs from base 34 to 1005 and encodes 323 amino acids. The transcript is spliced from 7 exons. Gene Ontology annotation, biological process: proteolysis. The record is from RefSeq and is a predicted model, not a curated record. Gene Ontology annotation, molecular function: zinc ion binding; metalloendopeptidase activity. NCBI's taxonomy places the organism in Eukaryota, Metazoa, Arthropoda, Insecta, Lepidoptera, Nymphalidae.